Camelina sativa (false flax) is the source of this 1054-nucleotide messenger RNA. The record is from RefSeq and is a predicted model, not a curated record. NCBI's taxonomy places the organism in Eukaryota, Viridiplantae, Streptophyta, Magnoliopsida, Brassicales, Brassicaceae.
AUUUCUCGAGAUUGUUGCCUUUUUGGAAUCUCAUUGCUCUCAAUUGGGUGAAGAAUACAAAUCCAAUCCCUAAUUCGUAUGUCAGAUUCUGCGCCCGGCGAUUAUCCUCCCGAUCCACUUCUCGCUUCCGGAGCCUUCAUCUCCUCCUCCGCCGGUGACGGAACCCUAGGUAAUAGUGCGAAGCGGCGAUCGAUUCAGGGAGGAAUCGGAGUUUCUGGUUCGGGAGAGAGCGUACGCAUUGGGAUGGCUAACGGUACGGAUCAGAUGAAUCCAUCGCUGGAUAGUUCGGGUCACCAGGCGGAAUCGAAGUCGCGGAAACGUGCGGCGCCUGGGGAUAAUUGGUUGCCUUCUGGUUGGAGAGUUGAAGAUAAGGUUCGAACCUCUGGUGCUACAGCUGGUUCGGUUGAUAAGUACUAUUACGAACCAAAUACAGGCCGUAAGUUUCGGUCCAGGACUGAGGUACUCUACUACUUAGAACAUGGAACCUCUAAGAAAGGAGCCAAGAAAGCAGAAAAUACUGAUUUCAAUUCAGACCAUUUUGAAGGCCAGGGAAGUAGCAAUAGAGCCAGCAGGAAAGUUAAAGAGCCUCCAGCAGGACCAGCACCACCCCCGCCAUUGGACUUUGAUUUUAAGAAUCCACCAGAGAAGGUAAGCUGGUCAAUGGGAAACACCAGAGAAGAAGCGUGGACACCUAUUAUUGGGGACGUCAAGGUUCAAGACUCAGUCAGACAAAAUUGGAGCACUGCGUUUACCUUUAUCACAAACCGGAACCCAAGCAAACUGUCGUUGUGAAGACUAUGACUACAUGGUGGGAGAAAUUUGGAUAGUUGCAUCUAUUGUAAGAUAAAUAGAUGCUUGUUAAGUAGUCUUCAUUCAUCAACUCAUGUGUACUCUAAUUCUUUUUUUUAGCGUUUUUAGGAAGAAUAUGAUAAUGGGAUAUGCAUAUCUGCGUUUGGAACGUGAUAGCCAUUUGCUUUUUUGACUGAUGAAUAUGAAGACGUGUCGUACCUAGAUAAGCUUUUUCUUAAUCGGACAUUUUGAUAUGGAGCAUUUU